This is a messenger RNA of Rhizopus microsporus ATCC 52813, 896 nucleotides long. RefSeq lists its product as uncharacterized. NCBI's taxonomy places the organism in Eukaryota, Fungi, Mucoromycota, Mucoromycetes, Mucorales, Rhizopodaceae. Gene Ontology annotation, cellular component: mitochondrion. The transcript has a single exon. Bases 25 to 561 code for a protein of 178 amino acids. The record is from RefSeq and is a predicted model, not a curated record.
GGGGAUUUUUUUUUUUGCUUAGAAAUGAAGAGAUUCUAUACAUCGCUUGCUCGACUUGAAACUUAUUUAAAACAAAAUAAAAAUACUUCAACCAAUGUUUAUCGUGGAACCUUGUUUGAAUUACAAACACUAUAUUCACUUGAAUCAACUGCCAAGAUGCGAUUGGAUCAUGUCGGUGGAAGAAGUGAUGGUGGAAUUGACCUAAGAGGCAGCUGGUUAGAUAAUAUUCAAGUUAUUGUUCAAUGUAAAAACGUAAAAGAAGGUUGUACACCAGAACAUCUUCGUGAACUGAUUGGAACAGUGAGCAUGAUUCCUUCAAGGAACCGUAAGAGAACAAUAAGCAUCAUGGCUACUCAUGCGCAGCAAUACUAUACACCUGACGUGCUCGCACACUUUAAAACAUGUCCAAUACCCCUUGGUCUGGCCAGUAUUACCGAUAUUACCCUUAAAUCACUCAUGUUUAAUAAGGCAGCACAGUCACUUGUCAAGGAUCGUGUCAGUAUAUCGACAGUAUUUGAUGCAUUAGGGAGCGAAACACUACAGGUUGACAUUUCAGAAUAAAGAAAGAGAAUCCUAUUAUGAAUGGAUCUUUUUUUGAGUGGAUGCCGAACAAUAUCGGUAGAGACAUGCGGAGCGUCUUGCCACUGUGAAAAUGAUUUGACACAUUGAAGACAUAUAUGUAUAUAUCUAUGCGUCGAUGGUGAUUGGCCCACAUUUGUUUAAAUGAUGAAAGUGACAGAUGUAAACUUCAGCAUAUCCUGGAAAAGAUAAACUUUAAAGUAGAAAAGAAGAUGCUCUCUCACAAUAAACAGCCGCUUGAUUCCAUAAUGACUUUUAAUAUACUUGUAUAAAAAAUUAUUCGCACACAAGAUCAAUAACAAGUAAUACUUUAGUUG